CCGGCUUCGACCAGCUGCACCUCCACCGCCGACCACCAGUCCGGCCGAUCGAGCGACACCGUAGGCGGCGACGAUCCGGCGCGCCUGAGGGACAGCGGGGUGUCGUGGAAGCGAGUGGUGCAACAGCGGGCGCAGACCGAGCGCAACUGGGAGGAGGGCACCUACAGAGUGGUUCACGAAUUCUCGGCGACGGCGCCGCUGUCGGACAUGGCGAUGAACAGGUGCCGCCCGUCGCGGGCUCGUGUGAUGGUGGCCUUCUCCACGUACAGCAACAAGGCGCUGCUGUAUGAUUUGAACUCUGGUGAAAAGCUGCAAGAAGUGGGACUAGACGAUACUGGGCCUAUGGGGUUGACCUUCAUGGACGACAGCACCCUGAUAACAUGCGGCCACCGAGAUGGCGGCUUGCAGCUGUGGGACGUAGAAAUGGGGAAGUGUAUUCAAAGCUGCGAAGAGGCCGACGCCAACGGCGUGGCACCAUUCGAAGGCACCGAGUGCGGCAACACAGAUCUGUCGCACCUGUUUGUUUCGCUGACCGCCAAGAAAGUGGAGGUGUACGACACGCGAUCGUUGUCUCGGGUGAUGUCCCUCCGCGGCCACCGCCAACUGCUGGUCUGCGCGGCUGCCCGGUCAUCCAAGGGCGGACGAAUCGCCAGCGGGGACAUGGAUGGUACCGUCAUGUACUGGGAUCUCCGG
Molecule: messenger RNA, 693 nt
Organism: Acanthamoeba castellanii str. Neff
Lineage: Eukaryota; Discosea; Longamoebia; Acanthamoebidae
Product: WD domain, G-beta repeat-containing protein
Exons: 6
Biological process (GO): mRNA splicing, via spliceosome
Cellular component (GO): U4/U6 x U5 tri-snRNP complex
Molecular function (GO): U6 snRNA binding; protein binding; U4 snRNA binding
Source: RefSeq, a predicted model, not a curated record